AUGCUCCGUUUGCGUGCGUGCAGAAAAGAGAGCUGCACCCCCGAAUGCCUGUGGGCGGAACGGAAGGACUUUGUCUUUCUCACCGUGCAGGUUACUUCCCCAGAGAAUUUGAAAGUCGACCUUGAGGAACAGAGCCUCGACUUUUACUGCACAAAGGGUGAAAAGGCAUACUCCUGCCACCUAGAUUUUCCCGAGUCAAUCAAUGUUGAGGAGAGCAAGUAUAGCACCCAGCGCAAUGUGCAGUUCAAAUUGGUGAAAAAGGAGGCGCGGAGGUGGCACCGCGUCUCAACAGCGGACAAAAAGAAGCUGCACUGGCUGAAGUGCGAUUGGAACAAAUGGGUUGACUCGGAUGAAGAAGAAAAUAACAAGAUGGACAUGGGAGACUUCGAUAUGGACUCGAUGGGCUUUGGAGGCAUGGGAGGCAUGGGAGGCAUGGGAGGCAUGGGAGGUCUGGAUCUCAGCUCUUUGGGUGGCGCUGGUGGCUUUGGCGAUAUGGGAGAUAUGGGUGACUCGGACGAUGAAGACGAUCUCAAGGAUCUCGAUGCGCCCAUGGGAGAAGAUGAUGAGGCCGAGGGGGCCGGAGAUAAGAAGGCGGAGGAGGAAGCGAAGCCACCUGCUACGGCUGAAUCAUAA
Messenger RNA from Cyclospora cayetanensis, 633 nucleotides. RefSeq lists its product as uncharacterized. Gene Ontology annotation, cellular component: nucleus; cytosol. The record is from RefSeq and is a predicted model, not a curated record. Lineage: Eukaryota; Apicomplexa; Conoidasida; Eucoccidiorida; Eimeriidae. The transcript has 2 exons. Bases 1 to 633 code for a protein of 210 amino acids. Gene Ontology annotation, biological process: protein folding; chaperone-mediated protein complex assembly. Gene Ontology annotation, molecular function: protein-folding chaperone binding; Hsp90 protein binding.